Molecule: messenger RNA, 4293 nt
Organism: Rhinocladiella mackenziei CBS 650.93
Lineage: Eukaryota; Fungi; Ascomycota; Eurotiomycetes; Chaetothyriales; Herpotrichiellaceae
Exons: 6
Coding region: 1-4293 (1430 amino acids)
Molecular function (GO): protein binding
Source: RefSeq, a predicted model, not a curated record
AUGGACCAAAGGCCUUCCAAGACCGAUAAGUUAAAGUCUUUUUUCAAGCCAGGUCGCCAUCGAGACUCUAGGUCGCCAACUCCCAAAGCGGCCGACUCAUCGUCGUUGCCGACAGAUCCCAAUGUGGCCCACAACACCCGGGAUCCCCGUAGGCCGCCUCAGCCUUCAGCCCCUCCUGCUCCAGGGAGCAAUGCUAGCCUAUGGGAAAAGGCCCAGAAAGAAGUUGAGAACGACAGCGGUUGGCCCGAAUUCAGCGCCAAAUUUAUGCAAAAUGGAUCCAUUGUUGGCAUCGACUCCAUCAUCAGCCAGUUUCAGGAUGCCCGAUCCGAAGCCGAAAAGAAGAAAUGGGCCAUUUCUGUCAACGGGAGGCAGUUUGUCCUGAGAGAUGCCGUAGAUUCCAUUGUUGAAUACGCGGCUGUCUUCAAAGAUGUUGGCGUUUCUAUCGCCGCUUGCGAUCCCAACCAGAAUGCCGCCUUAGCAUGGGGAAUUGUUCAAUUUUUGGUUACGGCGGCUGUCAAGAACAAAGAGGCUCAUGAGCUGGUGGGUAACUACAAACCCAUAGCAUAUAUCAUGAGUCAAUGUGCCGUUUACGUCGAGCUUUAUCUUGAGAAUAAAGCAGUCAGUCCGCAAACCAAGGAUUCAUUUGCCACUUCUGUCCAGGACACCUAUACCGCGGUGCUUCGGUACCUGAUAGCCGCUUGGAAGUUUAUGCAGCAGACCAAAUUCGGUCACUCCUGGCGGGCGGUCAUCAAACCCGACUCUUUGAGAUCCGAAUUUGACAAGGCUGAAGCGGCUAACUCGGUGAUGCUGGGCGAGCAAAGGAAGGCUCAAGCUCAAGUAAUAAAUGAUCAGAGCGACCGGACCCGAAAGCUAGAAGAGUUUAUUCAUCGCCUGGGUCCAUCAUUCGAUCAAAUUUCCCAGGGGAUGAAAGAUCUUCACGACCAACGGCAAAGAGAGGAAUUGAAGAGAACUCAGGAAGAUGUACUGAACAAGAUAUCAUCAUACGUAUACCACGCUCGGUACACCCAAAUUCUUCAAUUGCGGAUGGAGAGCACGUGCCAAUGGAUUUUAAGCGAUCCCUCUUUCCAUCUCUGGAGGAAAUCGGACUCAUCCUUCAAUAUAUGGUUAAAUGGAAAAAUGGGCACCGGGAAGUCGACCAUUGUGGCGUUUAUUGUUGAGGCCAUAAUGGAACAGAUCAGGUCUGAGCCCGAUUCACCCGUUCGGCUGGCAUAUCAUUUCUGUGACGGAACUUCUCAACAGAGCCAGACAUUUGAAUACCUGUCAGUUAUCCUUGGAUCUCUUCUCAAACAGCUUUGCCAAUUUCCCACGGUCGAAAUUUCCGAGUCGUUAGCACAACGGGCGCAAAAUGAGCAAGCGGGGACCUUACGUGCUGACGAAUGCGAUCUAUUCCUUCAGCAACUAAUAAUGUAUCAUCCUACCGUCAUCGUCAUUGACGCCUUGGACGAAGUUUCUCAAGAAGUGUGUGUUUUGCUCAUGAAAACUCUAGAGCACUUGCAGGCGGUCACGACAAAACCCGUCAAGAUCCUCAUCUCCAGUCGACCCAUGCAGAGGAUUGAACGAUUGUUGGAAAAGUAUUCCAAAAUUGGGGUUCAGAACCAGGACGACAUAAAUCGCUAUAUUCAGGCUCGACUGGACCUUUUUAUUGAGUCAAGUUACUUGGAUCUGGAAUCUGCAAAACCACGGAUACAACGGUCUUUACGGACACAAGCUGGCGGAAUGUUUCGCUGGGUCCAGAUGUCUCUUCAAGUCAUUUCUAGCGAUCACAGUUUGACAUCGGAGCAGGAUAUAUUGGACCUCAUCAAGAAUUUACCGCCGGAUCUUGGAGCCUUGUAUGAGCGAAUUUUUGAACAAAUCGAGAGCGGCAAUCCGAAGCACUCCAGGAUGGUCCACCAGUCUCUAACUUUGCUCAUGUAUUCAGAGUUUCCUCUGAUCACUCGAGAAGUAAUACAGGCUGUCCUUCCGGUCUCCAAUUUCAAAUCUCCCGAGGGUUUCGUAAUCGAUUCCUGCAAAGGUCUCGUUGAGUGGGACAAGAAUCAAGACACAUUUCGACUGGCUCAUGCAACCGUUAGGUCGUUUCUGGAUACGAAACCAGGCUUCAGCUUCCCGGAGUGCCAUGCUUUACUUGCCAAAAUAUGCCUCGGUCACUUGCAAAAGCAAAAGCUUCUACUUAGUAAUGAACCACCGACAUCUUGGGAAUACAGGUCUUUCACCAAUUACGCCGUUGUUUGUUGGCCAUGGCAUGUUUUGUAUGCCUUUGAAAAGCGAUUCAGUGAUCCUGAGCUUCGCGAGUUCUUUCCGUCGAAGCCAGAUACACCCUGGGCUCAUUGGACCGGACGUGUUGCAAAAUCAAUUGAUGCACAUGUGCGGCGACGUCUUAUGGCAAUACGGCCUACCGAGUCAGACUCGGACUCAGACUCGUCAGCCGACCCUGACUUGGCAGAAAUUGAGUUUUUAGAAAACUACCUCCAGUUCCUCGACCCAGAAUCGUCGAAUCAGCCCGAGGAGCCCACAAACACACCAGCCGAGGAUCUUGUCGACCUCGUCAAGUGGAAAGAAUUUAGGUCACAGCCGCCAAAUCCACUUUGGUCAAUGCUUUACUGGGAUCUGACACGGGCUUUGAUCGGUCCUAAAACAACUAUCAAUGAAGGACUUUUCACAAUUGUAAGAGAGCCUGUCUGGUAUACGAGGGUAGAAGACGAUGGCUCAGAGAGGGAAGUGCACGAAUUCUCAUCCAUGGGCCCUCCUCUGGGGAUUUUUUCUCAGCGAGCUGAUUUUGAAUCCCUCAAAGUGCUAAUCCCGAAGGUCCCCAAACCUGCAUUCGAUCAUUGUCGUCACAACCCACCUCUCAGCAGCAUCCUGGAGAACAAAAAGCUCAGCUCGGGCGAGCAGGAGGAGAUAUUCGAACUGAUGUUACACCACGGAGCCUCAGCGAAAGAAAUUGAUCAUGUUUAUGGGCACACUAUCUUGCAAAAAGCAGCCGAAUUGGGGCGCACCGAACUUGCGGACUUGUUGCUUCGGCAUGGUGCGGACAUCAAUGGCUCGGGUCCUGCUGGAAAAGUGCCACUCCUCGCAGCCUGUCAAGCAGACGAUCCGACCGAGAUGAUUGAACUUCUUCUGAAGAGAGGCGCCAAUCCAACAGUGGUUGACGCAAAUGGCAAUACGGCACUCCACUAUCUUACUUGGAAUCUGGAGUUUUCCGAGGAUCGUGACUAUUUCGAUGUGGUUCAAUCCUUGGUUGACAGAGGAGUAGAAUUGGAAGCAGUCAAUGAGGUCGGGAGAACUCCGUUACAUCUCGCAGUGAUAGACAAGAACGUGGCCAUGGAAGAAAUCCUCUUGGAGCGCGGAGCUUCCAUCUAUGCUCCAGAUUUCCUUGACCGCACGCCAGUGCACUACGCUGCUGACAUGGGAGACACAGACGUCCUGGAAAUUUUGACUUCGGACGUCUUUUGGCCUGAGGGGAGCGCGGCUCUGGAAAUCAAAGAUGCACUGGGAUUCACAGCACUGGGGCUCUCCAUUUACAGAAGAAAUCUCGACACCAUGCGCAUCCUGCUCGAAAGAGGAGCCCUGUCACACGCUCACAUUUCAGAAGGAGACAUUUCACUACUCCAGCUAGCCUUGUCCAUAGAAUUUCACGCGGGUAUCGCCCUGCUGCACACCUAUGGUGCGCAGGACGAACAAGUCUCUGCCUGUUACGGCGAAGCUGAGGGCAAAUAUGCACGCAUAGGGAGACAAGGCCGUGAUCCGGAUGACGGUGCAAUGCAACCGGAGAAUAGCCAUGUUUCCCCUGAGGAAAGAAAUGGCGAACAGAUCGACCAAUCUCUCACAGAGACAGCCUCUGGUAUUUUCCGCGAGUCAGAAAAGGGCCGGAAAGCACGACAGAUCUGUGCAGACCUGCAGGAUGCCAAUCUUGUCAUCUACAUUGGAAGGGAAAGCGGGUAUACCUAUAAUGAAGUUGAAGAUGGAGACCUAGACAGGCUGAGAGAGGUGCUCCAGAAAUAUGGACGCGAAAUUCAUAUCCCACCAAGAGACGAAGACAUUGAAAGAGCCCUAAAUUGGUUGCGUGAAGAUGGGACAUAUUCAGUCGAUGGAACGAAGACAGAUUCUGGAGGUGAAAAUACAGAUGACGAUGACGAUAAGGAUGAGAAUGAGAUUGAGAAUGAGAGUGAAGAUCAUGACGAGAAGGAGGAAGGAGACGACGAUGAAGACCGAGACAAAGUCAGAGCUCCACAAGAGAAGAUUUUUAUCGAAAGAACCGUCGGAUGCAGCGGAUAA